AUGAUCGCGACGAGUUCGCCCACCCGUCCCAUCCACAACCUACCAUCGGAUGAGAAUGAGCCUAUGCUCCCUCAGACGGAAACUGUCGCGACUAAGUUCCACUUUGAUUUGGCGAAGCUUAUGCAGAUGGAGAUCAAAGAAGGCGAGCCAUUCCCAUGGAUGCAGCACCUUGCCAUGCCAGGUCAUGACCCUCACGGACGGCUGCCUACUCCUAGCGACCACCUGAGCCACAACGCAGCUCAAUCGGUCGACAUUCUAGCCGGCUACGGCCCUCCCUCAGGAGGCGACUACGCUAUGAAUCCAGAAGCGCAUCACGAUGCCUACUACAAUCAGCCGUACGAGCCUCACCACCAGCAAGCCCCGCUACGACCAAGGCAAACUUGA
This is a messenger RNA of Fusarium pseudograminearum CS3096, 384 nucleotides long. RefSeq lists its product as uncharacterized. Lineage: Eukaryota; Fungi; Ascomycota; Sordariomycetes; Hypocreales; Nectriaceae. The record is from RefSeq and is a predicted model, not a curated record. The transcript is spliced from 5 exons. The coding region runs from base 1 to 384 and encodes 127 amino acids.